AUGAAUGGUCAGGACAAUGUGCUUGUAUUGGAGCGUAGCCCAUUCCAGCUGAUGCGUUCCACAAUGUGGGGGUUGGUGUUGCUGAAGCAACAACAGUUGAGAUAUGGCUGCAUCAAGCUGCAGUGCUUGUGGUGUUGUGGAUCAUUGGCAUUGUUUUUGGCACUUCACAGCUCACAAUCAUAUCACAGAGAGACAGUGGUGAGUGGAAUGGAGAGCACACUCAAGGCCCUGAGAGAUGGUGAGUCAGUGCUUGAUCUGAGUCCAAGAUCAACCGUGAGUGGUGGUGUAGAAGAUGUCUACGGUGAGGAUCAUGCCACUGAGGACCAACUAGUCACCCCAUGGAAUUUCUCAGUUGCCAGUGGAUACUCUUUGCUUAGAGAUCCACAGUACAACAAGGGGCUUGCUUUCACUGAGAAAGAGAGAGAGGCACACUAUUUGUGUGGACUAUUACCUCCUACAAUUACCUCCCAGCAACUUCAGGAGAAGCAGUUGAUAAACAAUAUUCGACAGUAUCAGGUGCCCUUACAAAAGUACAUAGCUAUGAUGGAACUUCAGGAGACGAAUGAAAGGCUGUUUUACAAACUUCUAGUUGACAAUGUUGAGGAACUGCUCCCAAUUGUGUAUACUCCUGUUGUUGGUGAGGCUUGCCAGAAAUAUGGGAGCAUUUUCAAGCGUCCUCAGGGUCUUUUCAUAAGUUUGAAAGAGAAGGGGAAGAUCCUUGAGGUGUUGAAAAACUGGCCUGAGAGGAGUAUUCAAGUUAUUGUCGUAACAGAUGGUGAACGAAUUUUGGGACUUGGGGAUCUGGGAUGUCAGGGAAUGGGAAUUCCUGUUGGUAAAUUGGCCUUGUACACAGCAUUAGGAGGAGUUCGUCCAUCAGCAUGUUUGCCUAUUACGAUUGAUGUGGGAACAAACAAUGAGAAAUUACUGAAUGAUGAGUUUUACAUUGGACUUAGACAAAAGAGGGCAACUGGGAAGGAAUAUUCCGAACUCCUGCAUGAGUUCAUGACUGCUGUCAAGCAAAACUACGGAGAAAAAGUUCUUAUACAGUUCGAAGAUUUUGCAAACCACAAUGCUUUUGAGUUGCUCGCAAAAUAUGGUACAACUCAUCUUGUUUUCAAUGAUGAUAUUCAGGGGACUGCAUCUGUCGUUCUUGCUGGAGUUGUGGCAGCCUUGAAGCUCAUUGGUGGUACUCUGGCUGACCACACAUUCUUGUUCCUUGGUGCUGGAGAGGCAGGGACAGGAAUAGCAGAACUUAUAGCUCUUGAGAUGUCAAAGCAGACAAAGACACCUAUAGAGGAGACUCGCAAGAAGAUAUGGCUUGUCGAUUCGAAGGGUUUGAUUGUUGGUUCAAGAAAGGCUUCACUUCAACAUUUCAAGAAGCCUUGGGCUCAUGAACAUGAGCCUGUUGAUAGUCUCUUAGAAGCCGUAAAGGUAAUCAAGCCUACAGUUUUAAUUGGAUCAUCAGGAGUGGGAAAAACAUUUACAAAGGAAGUAAUUGAAGCUGUGACUUCUAUCAAUAAAAAACCUCUUGUUAUGGCUCUCUCCAAUCCAACAUCACAGUCUGAGUGUACAGCUGAAGAGGCUUACCAAUGGAGUGAGGGCCGUGCAAUUUUUGCUAGUGGGAGUCCAUUUGAUCCUAUAGAAUACAAGGGCAAAGUGUACUAUUCAGGCCAGGCCAACAAUGCUUACAUUUUCCCUGGCUUUGGUUUGGGAUUGGUAAUCUCUGGAGCAAUCCGAGUACACGAUGAUAUGCUUCUGGCAGCUUCGGAAGCCUUGGCUAAACUAGUGACUGAGGAGAACUACGAAAAGGGCUUGAUUUAUCCACCAUUCUCUGACAUCAGAACAAUUUCAGCUAACAUAGCAGCAAGUGUUGCUGCCAAGGCAUAUGAGCUAGGUUUGGCUACACGUCUCCCUCGUCCUCAGAAUCUUGUGAAGUAUGCAGAGAGUUGCAUGUAUACCCCUGUGUACCGAAAGUAUAGGUGA
This is a messenger RNA of Sphenostylis stenocarpa, 1983 nucleotides long. Lineage: Eukaryota; Viridiplantae; Streptophyta; Magnoliopsida; Fabales; Fabaceae. The record is from the annotation of a GenBank genome assembly.